GAGAGAGCGAGAGAGAGAGAAAAAUAUCGGUUGCCAUUGUUGCGUUGCAUAGCCGACCUCGCAUUUCCAUGCCCUUCUAGGGUUUUCUAAUUUAAUUUGGUCUCAGAAGGAAGCAUUCGUUGUGACAGAGUCGAUUCACCAUGGAUUCCAACUCGAAAUGGACGAGUACUCUGGAAUCGAUAAUUGGAAUUUCAAUCGGAUCUGGACCGAUUUCUGAUUCCAUUAUUGUCAUCUUAACGACUUCUGUUGCAGUGCUACUUGGACUUGUUUACUUUCUACUACGAAGAUCUUCUUCUCGUGUCAUAUCUUCAAAGCCCUUCGAAGUUCCCAAGUCCAUACUUCGUGAAGAAGAAGACGAAGUUGAAGUCGAAGCUGGGAAGACUACGGUCACGAUCUUUUUCGGUACUCAAACUGGCACGGCCGAGGGAUUCGCUAAGGCGUUGGCAGAGGAAGUGAAGGCUAGAUAUGAGAAAGCAGUUGUCAAAAUUGUUGACCUGGAUGAUUAUGCAGCUGAUGAUGAUCAAUAUGAGGAGAAAUUGAAGAAAGAGACACUGGCUUUUUUCAUGGUUGCCACUUAUGGUGAUGGUGAGCCAACUGAUAAUGCUGCAAGAUUUUACAAAUGGUUUACUGAGGGAAAAGAAAGGGGUGCCUGGCUUCAGCAACUCACAUAUGGUGUUUUCGGUCUAGGUAAUCGUCAGUAUGAACAUUUCAAUGAGAUUGGCAAAGUUUUAGAUGAGCAACUAAGGGAGGAUGGUGCAAAUCGUCUUGUUCAACUUGGCCUUGGUGAUGACGAUCAGUGCAUUGAAGAUGACUUUGCUGCUUGGCGAGAAACAUUAUGGCCUGAAUUAGAUAAAUUGCUACGAGAUGAGGAAGAUGUUAACAUGGUAUCUACUGCAUACAUUGCUGCUGUUCCUGAAUAUCGAGUUGUGAUACAUGAUCCUAGUGGUACGGCAUUAGAGGAUAAACACUUAAAUUUGGCAAAUGGGGGAACUGCAUUUGACAUUCACCAUCCUUGCAGAGCUAAUGUUGCUGUUCGAAAGGAGCUUCAUAAACCUGAUUCGGACCGAUCGUGCAUUCAUCUGGAGUUUGACACAUCAGGCACUGGACUCACAUACGAAACUGGAGACCAUGUUGGUGUUUUUGCUGAGAAUUGUGAUGAAACCAUUGAGGAAGCAGGAAAAUUGUUGGGUCAGCCUUUGGAUUUACUUUUUACAAUUCACCUGGACAAUGAGGAUGGCUCACCCCUGCAAAGCUCAUUACCACCUCCUUUCCCUGGUCCAUGCACAUUAUGUAAUGCCCUAGCAUGUUAUGCAGAUCUCUUGAAUCCUCCUAGAAAGGCUAGUUUGGUUGCUUUGGCUGCUCACGCAUCUGAACCCAGUGAAGCAGAAAGACUUAAAUUUUUGUCAUCUCCGGAUGGAAAGGAUGAGUAUGCACAGUGGGUUGUUGGGAGCCAGAGAAGUCUUGUAGAAGUAAUGGCUGAAUUCCCAUCAGCAAGACCUCCCCUGGGUGUUUUUUUUGCAGCUGUAGCCCCUCGCUUACAGCCCCGUUAUUAUUCAAUAUCAUCUUCUCCAAGAUUUGCUCCCUCUAGGAUUCAUGUAACUUGUGCCUUGGUUUAUGGUCCAAGUCCAACUGGGAGGAUUCACAGAGGGGUGUGCUCCACAUGGAUGAAGUGUGCAGUUCCUCUGGAUGAAAACCAUGAUUGCAGCUGGGCUCCAAUUUUUGUUAGAUCAUCAAAUUUUAAGUUACCAACAGAUCCUUCCAUUCCUAUUGUCAUGGUGGGGCCUGGUACUGGAUUGGCACCUUUCCGAGGAUUUCUACAGGAAAGAAUGGUCCUGAAAGAAGAGGGUGCUCAACUUGGCCCUGCUCUUCUCUUCUUUGGAUGUAGAAACCGCAGAAUGGACUUCAUCUAUGAGGAUGAACUCAAUACCUUUGUAGAACAAGGUGCAUUGUCUGAGCUAAUUGUUGCAUUCUCACGUGAAGGACAGACAAAGGAGUAUGUUCAGCAUAAAAUGAUGGACAAAGCAGCACACCUAUGGAGUCUAAUCUCCAGUGGUGGUUAUCUCUAUGUAUGUGGAGAUGCCAAGGGCAUGGCUAGAGAUGUCCACCGGACAUUGCAUACCAUUGUGCAAGAACAGGAAAGUUCAGAUACUUCGAAGGCCGAGGCUAUGGUGAAGAAACUGCAGAUGGAAGGACGGUAUCUUAGAGAUGUCUGGUAAUUGGUUUAUCCGUCUUCAUUACACUGGCUGUCUGCUCUGUCCGGUCAAAUUGUUGAAAUAUCAUGCAUUCAUCAUCUUCAAGCUCAAAGCAGUUAGCCCCUUGCCAGCCCCAGGAAGGGGGGAGGGGUGGGGGAGCUGACUGGUGGUGCAAACAGUACCUGGGUUUAACUUGUCAAGUGAACUGAUGGUGAUUUAUUUACGCUGCUUGUGCUUUUGGCAUAUGUAUACUCUUCUCUUGGUCAAGAGGAUUUGUUUAUAGUGAGUGCACUCUAUUCAAUUAAUUCUAAUGUCAUCAAAGGUAAGAAAAAGGACAUUGGGAAGCAUGCAUGUUGACCAAAGUACAGAAACACUCUUAGGUCUCUGAGAGUCUCAGGUAUUUUGCUGGAAUUUACUGAUGGUGCUGGAUUCUGGCCAGGAGUUGAUCAAUGUAAGAUUACACCGGACUGUCUUGUAAGGUAACAAUAGUAUAUUGGUACUGUAUAAUGAGGAUGA
This is a messenger RNA of Telopea speciosissima, 2708 nucleotides long. RefSeq names its product NADPH--cytochrome P450 reductase-like. Gene Ontology annotation, molecular function: NADPH-hemoprotein reductase activity; FMN binding; flavin adenine dinucleotide binding. Gene Ontology annotation, cellular component: cytosol. The record is from RefSeq and is a predicted model, not a curated record. The transcript has 19 exons. NCBI's taxonomy places the organism in Eukaryota, Viridiplantae, Streptophyta, Magnoliopsida, Proteales, Proteaceae. The coding region runs from base 141 to 2216 and encodes 691 amino acids.